AAAACAUACCUCCUCCCACAACCGUCCUCACUCUUAGUCAGUCCUCUCAAAAUUUAAGGUUAGGUGGAUAUUUUAUUUUCUUUGGUGCAGGUAAUUUUCAUGUUUGGAACUGUUAAUUAUCUUCAGAAUUCAUCUCAUAGUUACUAAUUGGAGUAUGUAUAUUUUGCAGAGCUUGACUUGUCCUAUAAGAGAGGGGAUAAAUCCCCAAACCCUCUUCUUCAAUGUCUCAUUGGGGGAGGAACUACAGUACAAAUAGAAAUCAAAACUUCUAUCAUAAUUCUUACCCCUAUUAUCAACAAUAUGAUGGAAAUCGGUCAUAUGAGAAUUGGGUGGACUAUAGUGUUCCACAAAAUAAUGAAGAGGUUAGCCACUCUUAUCCUCAACAAUCCCAGACAUUCAUGAAUGGUGCUGGUCCGUAUUCUAGAGAUACAGCCUCAUCUGGUAGUAACUACAACUCUUCUCGUGUGGAUGAGAACAUGUACAAUGUGGAAAUUGAUAGUGAUAUUUUAGCAAGGGCAGCAAACUCUCGACUCACUCCUACUGCUGGAGAAUUCAUACCAAGCUCUUCAUAUCAGUCGUCAAAUUUUGCUCAAUUCCAAGAAAGUUCUUAUCAUGAACAUUCCAACCGUACACAAUCAGCAUCAAAUAGUAGAGACUGCAGGAACAACGGAGCAACAUCUAAACCCUCUGGUACAGGAACAUCUGUACGAGAUGUUACUUAUAACCACAAGAGAAACUUCAAUAAAGUAAAGACCCGCAACAUGGACAACCAAAGACAAUUAAAUAUUGAACAAUCUAAAGAAGAGGGUAGGAAAAAGCUGCUUCAAGAGGCAGCUGGCCUAGCCUCCUCUAACAGUAAUGUCUCUGGUUCUUCUAGAGCUGCAGCUUCUACGUCCCAGGAAUCAUCAAGGUGGCGGCCAAGGGCUCCUCCAGACAAAUCCUCGUCUCGAAGUUCGGAUAGUAAAGUUUUCUCUCGUCCCACCAAAUCGCAAGAUCAUUACCACUCGAACCAGCGGUACUCGUCCCCUAAGAUCUCAAGCUCAGGUGUAUCUCCCCGUAGAGAACGAUCUCAGUCCAAAGGAGUGGAUGAUGCAGCAUCGCAGCGAGAUAGACUGACAGACCAGCUGAAUAGAGGCACACUGGAGUGUCUUGUGUGUUGUGAGCAUGUACGUCAGUCUGAUCAAACCUGGUGUUGUCUCAACUGCUAUCAUGUACUUCACUUACGUUGUAUCAUUAAAUGGGCCAAUACUUCAAGAGCUGAGAACGGAUGGCGAUGCCCUGCUUGCCAGAAUGUGACAGUGUCCAUCCCUAAGGACUACUAUUGCUUCUGUGGCAAGAUGAUGAAUCCAGAGUGGAGUCGUACAGACACAGCACAUUCGUGUGGCGAAGUAUGCAAUAGGUCUAAGGUGUUGGCUAGUGAAUACUACAGUUGUGUCCACCGCUGUACUUUGCUGUGUCACCCGGGCCCCUGCCCUCCCUGCGUCGCCCUUGUCACUAGGGAGUGUGGGUGUGGAUUGAGCACUCAGACAGUUCAGUGUGGUCAGCUACAACCCCUAAUAUGUAGUUCCACAUGUGGCAAGAGUCUGUCUUGUGGCGUACACAACUGCUCAAACAAGUGCCACCUGGGUCCGUGCCAGCCGUGCGAGGUGAUCAUCAAACAAGUUUGUUAUUGUGGGAAGGAGACCAAAGAGCUGGAUUGUGACGGGAAGAAUUGUGAGGGUGAAAAGUUUAGUUGUGGGUCACCCUGUGAAGCCAAGCUGUCAUGUGGACAGCAUGUGUGUGAGGAGAUCUGCCACGCAGAGCCGUGUGGCUCCUGCCCUCGAGACCCCAGCCAGGUCACUCACUGUCCCUGUGGCCAGACACUGCUCAGUCCCACCCAGCUCCGCAGCUCUUGCUUGGACCCUAUCCCCACCUGCGGUCAAAUCUGCUCUCGCCAACUCUCCUGUGGUCAACCCAGUAACCCUCACCAAUGCAAGGCGCUGUGCCAUGAGGGACCGUGCCCACCUUGUGACCAGUCCACUCUUGUACGCUGUCGCUGUGGCUACAUGGACCAGGAGAUUCCCUGUACUGAACUUACUACAAAGGCUGAUGAUGCUCGGUGUCAAAAAAAAUGUACCAAGAAACGUACAUGUGGAAAACACAAGUGUAACCAGAUGUGCUGUAUCGAUGUGGAUCACUUGUGUCCAUUGCCAUGUAACCACAUGCUGAGUUGUGGUCAACAUCGCUGUGACCAGCUGUGCCAUCGAGGACACUGCCAACCCUGCUUGAGAUCCAGUUUUGAGGAGUUGUUUUGUGAGUGUGGCAGCAGUGUUGUGCUCCCUCCAGUCCCAUGUGGCACCAAGCCGCCGCCCUGCAACGAGCCAUGUUCUCGUACACAUGAAUGUGAUCAUGAGGUACUGCACAUGUGCCACAGCUUUGCAGAAUGCCCUCCUUGUGGUGUUCUUACUUCUAAAUACUGUUAUGGUAAGCACGAGCUACGAAAAGCAGUGCCAUGUUUUAUGAAGGAGUUCUCGUGUGGACGUCCAUGUGGUCGUUCCUUGUCAUGUGGUCGACACUCCUGUAUCCAGUCGUGCCAUGGUGGAGCUUGUGUGACCACUUGCAAGCAGCCCUGCACUAAACCUCGAGAUUUUUGUGGCCAUCCUUGCAACGCGCCCUGUCAUGAAGGCGACUGUAUUGAUGCCCCAUGCAAAGAAAAUGUUGUGGUGACGUGUGAGUGUGGCCAUCGAAGUAUGUCUCGACCCUGCUAUGAAAACAACAGUGAGUACCAACGUAUCGCUACGUCAUUAUUGGCUUCCAAGAUGGCCGAUGUACAGCUUGGACGUUCAGUUAACUUAGAUGACAUGCAGGGUCCUCGCAAAUUCACCAUUAAAUCAUUAGAGUGUUCAGAAGAAUGCCGGGUUGUUGAAAGGAAUCGACGCCUGGCAAUUGGUCUUCAAAUUCGUAACCCAGACCUGAGUGCCAAGCUGACUCCUAGAUAUUCAGACUUAAUGCGAGGUUGGGCAAAGAAAGACCAGCGCUUUUGCCAAUAUGUGCAUGAAAAACUUACAGAGCUUGUUAAACUAGCCAAAGAGUCCAAGCAGAAGAGUAGAAGCUUUUCGUUUGAAGUUAUGAACAGAGAUAAGCGGCAGUUUGUUCAUGAGUAUUGUACCCACUUUGGUUGUGAAUCAGUGGCGUAUGAUGCUGAGCCAAAACGCAAUGUUGUAGCCACUGCACAGCGAGAUAAGGCUUGGCUUCCAAGUUAUAGUCUACUAGAAGUAGUUCAACGAGAGAUGGGAUUACGAAAGGUGCCUCUUCCCAUCCUAAACUCUUCCUGUCAGAAAUCAGCUUCUCAGAGUGAGGUGUUGCCAGUGAGAGUGACACUCAACCAGGCAUCCAAGGGCCUGGGGACUGGUGGAGACACGGAUACUCCUGCUGUUGACUACUUUGACUACAACAAUAGCUAAAACCUCUACUCACUGUCAUUUAUACGGGUUCAUCUCAUUGUUAAUAUUGCUAUUGUUUCAUAUUGAAAGUUAUCUGUUUUCUGUAAUCCAAAAGGACUCAG
Molecule: messenger RNA, 3544 nt
Organism: Homalodisca vitripennis (glassy-winged sharpshooter)
Lineage: Eukaryota; Metazoa; Arthropoda; Insecta; Hemiptera; Cicadellidae
Product: protein shuttle craft-like
Exons: 18
Coding region: 222-3443 (1073 amino acids)
Biological process (GO): negative regulation of transcription by RNA polymerase II
Cellular component (GO): nucleus
Molecular function (GO): RNA polymerase II transcription regulatory region sequence-specific DNA binding; DNA-binding transcription factor activity, RNA polymerase II-specific; zinc ion binding
Source: RefSeq, a predicted model, not a curated record